AUGAGUCUCGAAUCAAUUAAAUAUAAGCGAGGAUAUCUCGAAGUCUUGGAUCAACUACUACUUCCUCUUCAAACCAAGUAUGUAAAAAUUGAAGGGGUAGAAGAUGGUUGGAAAGUUAUUAAUAAAAUGCAGGUGAGAGGUGCCCCUGCCAUAGCUAUUAUAGGCUGCUUAUCAUUAGCUAUAGAAUUGUUAAAUGAUAACAGUUCUGACAAGAAAGUGAUGAGGCAAGAGAUAGAAGGCAAACUCAACUACUUGGUGUCUGCACGUCCGACAGCUGUAAACAUAAAAUUGGCUGCAGAUGAACUUAUAAGUUUGGCUAACACAUUGAGUGCAGAUGAGACUGUCACAUCUGAAGAAUUCAAAGAGAGAUUUAUUUCAAGUAUUGAAGGAAUGCUGAGCAAAGACAUAGAAGAUAAUAAGGCAAUAGGACGAUACGGUUGUGAAGCUAUUCUUAAGAACAUCGAAGGAGAUGGGCAAGUCAGGGUACUUACACAUUGCAACACUGGUUCAUUAGCAACAGCUGAAUAUGGUACUGCAUUAGGAGUGAUCAGGUCCCUACACGCUGCCAAAAGAUUGGAGCAUGUAUUCUGCACGGAAACCAGACCUUACAAUCAAGGAGCUAGGUUGACAGCUUUUGAGUUGGUGCACGAGAAAAUUCCGGCCACACUCAUCGUGGACAGUAUGGUGGCUGCUCUUAUGCAUGUAAGGAAUAUUGGUGCAGUUGUGGUCGGUGCUGAUAGGGUGGCUGCCAAUGGAGACACAGCUAAUAAGAUUGGUACAUACCAAAUAGCCAUAGUGGCCAAAUAUCACAAUGUACCAUUUUAUGUAGCUGCUCCAUUUACUUCUAUUGAUAUGCAAAUACCCUCUGGGGAACACAUCAAAAUUGAGGAGCGACCAGAUAAAGAGAUGACACAUAUUGGUGAUCGCAGGAUUGCUGCACCAGGCAUAAAUUGCUGGAAUCCGUCAUUUGACAUUACUCCUGCAUCUCUCAUAACUGGAAUUAUAACUGAAAAAGGUGUAUUUCUUCCAAGCAUGUUAAGCACAUUAUUCGCUUAA
Molecule: messenger RNA, 1056 nt
Organism: Leptosia nina
Lineage: Eukaryota; Metazoa; Arthropoda; Insecta; Lepidoptera; Pieridae
Source: the annotation of a GenBank genome assembly